CCUAGUGCUAGGCCCAACAAAGAAUGAAUGCGAACUCCAGACUCGUGUACUUUCAGCCCAGGAGGAGGUUUGUACUUACUACUUGGCCAAUGCCCGCCGCCGAUGUCCCCCGGAUGAAUUCCGGUCGCCGGGAGACACCAAGUAGUCGCCGGUUAGGUGACCGGUCGGCCAUCGCAAGCCCACCCAUUUCCGGUCGUGAAUUAAGACGGCGGCGCCGGCGGGAAUGGAAAGGGAAGCUAGCAAGCCCACCUAUUUCCUCUUUUACUGUUAUUUUAUAGUUUUUCAUCCAACUUUACCAAAAUCCCUUCCUUCCCUAACGAGCUCCCAUUUUCGUUCAGUUCCGACCUCACACUCCAACUCGUAGCAAAUUCAGAUCCAUCUUUCUCCCAAAACGGACCGGAAAAAUUGAUUAGCCGGUGAACCCUCUCUCCUGUCAAGAAGGUUUCCCUGAGUCGCCGCCUCCCUCAACAAAAUCGAAUCUUCGCUCCUUUCUUUCUACUGCCGUCGAUUCCAUUCAGCCCCUUGUUGUUUCCUCUCCUCCUUUGUAGCACCAUCACAGCUUGCUCAUCGUUUUGGUUGGUUGGUUGGAUAGCGAUCUUGCGCGGGUGAGUUUUGUUAGGGUUUUAGAGAAAAGCUCUUGAUUUCUUUUGUCAUUGUAGUUCCUGAAGUUUUUCUUUGUUCUUGUCAAUUGGGGCAAAAGGAAAUCACUAGUGGUAUAUAUGUGUAUAAACUAGUAAUCCACAGUGACUGUUUUCAUCUAAAGUAUUGAGACAGACUUGGCUGCAAGAACCAUCACUGCGAAGAUGAAGUUGAAGCUGGUGGUGGACAAGAAGAAGAACAAGGUGAUCUUCGCGGAGGCCCAAAAGGACUUCGUCGACCUGCUGAUCUACAUCCUCUCCCUCCCUCUAAGCGCCGUGGUGAAGUACUUGGACGCUGCAGGCCCAAGCAGCCUCGUGAAGCUGCACAGCAGCGUCGAGUCGAUGAGGGAGGCAGGGUACAUAAAGCCUCCACACAGCGACACGGGUGCUCCGAGUUACAUCAUCCCCAAGUUGUCGACCUAUGUCCCCAGUUUGCCACGGCUGAAUCCUGGGAAUUUUAGGGCUCGUAGAAAGCUCUACAAUUGCAAGAGCAGUCACAGGCAUGUAGUGGACAGGGUACACGAAGGCAAUUGGUGCGACUCCUGUAACGAGGGUAUGGGCGAGGAAGUGGUGUUCGUGGAACGAGAAAUGGAGGCUGACUACGUGAAGGAGAUGGUCCCGUACAUGGUCGCAGACGAUCUCACGGUGUUGCCGCUGGAUUACAGCUCUGUUUUCGCUGCCAUGGAGGGCUUCAACCGAGCUGACGUGGUGGAGAAGGAGGUCCAAAUUGGGCCUGACGAGGCUCUCGCAUUGCUGAAUGCUGCCUUGCACUCCAAGGAACCUCUCACUAGCGUUUUCCUGAAAACUGAAGCAGCACCUACCUCUCCCGUGAAAAGUGAAUGAUUGAACUCAUCGUCGGCCGUCCAUAUUCUGCAUGUUUCUGAGAUUCAGUGAGUGAGUCUGUCUAUGCAGUUUGCUUUUGGUUGGUUGUACGGGCGUUCAAACGGUUUGGUUACCGUGGUAAUCGUUUUAACCGGUACUAUUUGGAUAAUUUGGUUUGGUUAAUUUGAAUAAUUGGUUUGGUUUGGUUUGGUUAAAGUUUUUAGCUUGUUUGAUUUAGGUGGUUUGGUUUGGUUAAAGUUUUUAGCUUGUUUGAUUUAGGUGGUUUGGUUUGGUUUCAGACACUCCUAACCAGUCAAACCAAAUUAACUAGUUAAUUAAUUAGUCAUAUAUCUAGCAUAUAUUAUAUACACAUACUUAAUACUUUGCAUAACAACUCAAGAGUUAACGUUCAUCCCUUUUAGACUCAUAUAAAAUAUAAAGCUCAUUAUUGCUCAUAUAGUGUAUAUUUAUAUAUAUAAAGUGUAGACCACAACAUAAGGACGCCUAAUUUAGAUAAAUUUCAUACAUUAUGAUGGAUGAAAACUUGAAAGGAAGGUCAUUUCCAGCCUAUGAUAAUUGCUGAGGGACUAAGUCAAUUUACACAAACACAACAAUUCAUUAACCCAUACCAUUGUCAUAAAUUUUUGUUAGGUGAAUACUUCUAUACUAAUAGUAAGAUAAUUGUCUUAGUUGCAUGUAUUUUUGUUAAGGGUCAACUAUAACUACGUGUUGAUUGUUAUAUUUUAUUCAUUAUAUAAAUUGCGAAUUGUUGCAUUAACCAGAAAAUUUUCAUCAUCAAUGAUAAUGUGAUUUUAUAUUGGUUAAUCUGGUUAACCAAUUAACCAAACCGAUUAAACUUUAGUUUGGUUAAUUUGGUUGUUGUAUUAGUUUUGUGUUAUGAUAUUGUAUUCCAUGAUUAAUGAAAUUUAGGCUUAUUUGGUUUGGUUAUAACCAUGGUAACCAUUUGAACACCAGUUGGUUGUUUCAUUGCCAAUUAUACUGCCAGUGGUUCGAUUACUAUUCACGAAUAUUAAAAGUCAAAGUUCUUAUGUGACCAAUUAUUUACUGCUUCAUGUUAUGGAUAUUAUGACGAAGAUCCUUUUAAUUUCGUAUGUGAAAGAUUGAAGAACACUCCUCUAAUAAAUAAAUAAAUAAUGGUAUUUACA
Molecule: messenger RNA, 2626 nt
Organism: Linum trigynum
Lineage: Eukaryota; Viridiplantae; Streptophyta; Magnoliopsida; Malpighiales; Linaceae
Source: the annotation of a GenBank genome assembly